GCGCCGCGAGGUGGUUCUCGGCUGCUCCUCAGGUUUCCUCCCGCCCGCCGGCCGGCUGCUGGCUGCCGCGCCGCCUCCCUCCCUCGCUCCCUCCCCUCCGCAGCUGGGCCCACUCUGCGGCCUCGGCCCGCCUCGCCCCCGCCCCGGCCUCCUCCCGCUUUCUCUCUCCGCUUCCCCUCGAGCUUCCGAAGAGUCCGCAGCCGCGGGGCGCCCGGGAAGAUGGCGGCGGCGGCUGGAGACGGCGGCGGCGAGGGGGGCGCGGGCCUGGGCGGCGCGGUGGGGCCGGGGGCGCGCGAGGGCUCCCUGGACCCCGCGCCCGCGGUGCUGCACCCAGAGGAGGUCGCCGCGAGGCUGCAGCGGAUGCGGCGGGAGCUGAGCAACCGCAGGAAGAUCUUGGUGAAAAACCUGCCCCAGGACAGCAGCUGCCAGGAAGUUCAUGAUUUGUUAAAAGAUUAUGAGUUAAAGUACUGUUAUGUGGACAGAAAUAAACGAACAGCUUUUGUUACCUUAUUGAAUGGAGAACAAGCCCAGAGUGCAAUUCAGAUGUUUCAUCAAUAUUCUUUUCGAGGCAAAGACUUGAUAGUUCAACUCCAGCCCACAGAUGCUUUGCUAUGUAUUACCAACCUGCCCAUUUCUUUUACAUUAGAAGAGUUUGAAGAACUUGUUCGUACUUAUGGAAAUAUUGAGAGAUGUUUUCUGGUCUACAGUGAAGUUACUGGCCAUUCCAAAGGCUAUGGAUUUGUGGAAUACAUGAAAAAGGACUUUGCUGCAAAGGCUAGAUUGGAACUAUUGGGUAAACAGUUGGGAGCAUCAGCACUCUUUGCACAAUGGAUGGAUGUUAAUCUAUUGGCCUCAGAGCUCAUUCAUUCUAAGUGCCUUUGUAUAGAUAAACUCCCUAGUGACUACAGGGAUUCAGAAGAGCUGUUGCAAUUUUUUUCCAGUAUCCAUAAGCCUGUAUUUUGCCAGCUUGCACAGGAUGAAGGUAGUUACGUUGGUGGCUUUGCAGUGGUUGAAUAUCACAGUGCAGAGCAUGCUGAAGAGGUUCAGCAAGCAGCAGAUGGCAUGACCAUCAAGGGAAGCAAAGUCCAGGUUUCCUUCUGUGCCCCAGGAGCACCCGGACGAAGUACAUUAGCAGCAUUGAUAGCGGCUCAACGUGUGAUGCACAGUAAUCAAAAGGGAUUACUUCCAGAGCCAAAUCCAGUACAAAUUAUGAAAAGUUUAAACAACCCCGCCAUGUUGCAAGUUCUUCUACAACCCCAACUACAACGAGCUGUCAAACCAGCAGUGCUGGGAACCCCUCACAGCUUGCCGCAUCUGAUGAACCCACCCAUCUCCCCUGCAUUUCUACACUUGAAUAAAGCACACCAGAGCUCAGUUAUGGGUAAUACUUCUAACUUAUUCCUUCAGAAUCUGUCUCAUGUACCCCGGACACAGCAACAGUUAAUGAAGUCUGAGAAUAUCCAUACUAAUAAUAAGCCUGGCUUACUUGGAGAACCCCCGGCUAUGGUACUUCAAACUGCACUAGGGAUAGGGGCAACGCUUCCCUUGAAAACGGAGAUGGGACACCACGGAGAAACCCAUAAAACAUCUAAUCUGAUUCCAACUCAAACAACUAUAGCAGCUGGAAUGGGCAUGUUACCAUUCUUCCCAAAUCAGCAUGCUGUUGGACAAGCCGGGCCGGGGCUGGGUAAUACUCAGGAGAAACAGACCGCCGCGGUGGCAAUAGCAGAAGGAAAUUUCUCAGGGACACAGCCUUACCUUCAGAGCUUUCCAAACCUUGCUGCUGGAGGCUUACUGACGGGACACCAUAAGCAGCAGCAGAGCCAGCCAAAAGGCCCGGAGGCUGCCUCUAAGAAUCAGACUUCACUCUUGGGAGAACCACCAAAAGAAAUUCGACUCAGUAAAAAUCCAUAUUUGAAUCUGGCAAGUGUGUUACCCAGUGUGUGCUUAUCAUCUGCUGCAAGUAAAAACACUCUAAAUAAGACUGGAAUUGCAAGCAACAUUCUGGAUGCAAUCUCUCAGGGAAAUGAAUCGCAGCAAGCAUUGGAGAAGUGCAUUGCUUAUUCCCCACCUUUUGGUGACUAUGCCCAGGUGUCCUCUUUAAGAAAUGAAAAGCGAGGCUCGUCCUAUCUCAUCUCUGCUCCAGAAGGUGGCGCAGUGGAAUUAGUUGACCAGCACUCUCAGGGCACCGGAGCAUAUUACAUGGAAACCUACUUAAAAAAGAAGCGAGUGUAUUAAGUUUUCUCCUUAUAACCUCCUGAGAUUCUCUGCAGUAUCUCUGCUGUUCAUCGCUGCCUUAACUUCAUUCAAACUAGCCAUAUCCUAUAAAUACGGGUUUAUUAUUUCCCAGAAGGAACUGUGUUGUGCAGCAGGCAGAAUUGCCAAAUAAAAAACAGUAGCAAUAAGAAGAGACAUUAAUUGAGGACAUUUUCCACUAGAAUUAGAUGCAUCUUAAUUAAUGUGACAUUAACUUACUGUCCAUUGGAGAAAUUAACCAUGUUUCAACAUUCCUUGUUUGAGGAAUGGGAACAAUUUUGACAUCACAUAUGAAAGUCUGAAGCAAUAAAUGGGAAGCAAUCUUGUUUCCUUAGCCUUAGGAUGAAUUUCUUAUAAGCCAAUGUGCAUUUUAAUUUACUUCCCCUAGAAGUAAUCUCAUUUAUAGAUUUUUAGGACUUUUCCUAGAACUACAACAAGGGUGCAAGUACCAAACGUGAUGAUGGCCAUAAAGAUGCUAUAAAGAUGCUCUUUAUGCAAAUUUCAUUAUCACCCCCACACCAGCCAUACUCUCUUAAACCCAACAACGAUAAUGAAGUCCAAGGCAUACACUACUGCAGAUGCUUGACCCUUAAGGUGUUAUUACUAUUCAUACCUUUUGUAAAAAUCUCAAGCUAUCUUAGGUAAAUAACUUUGGUGAUCUAAUACAGGGGUUAGCAAGCCACCCUAGGACCAGAUUCAGUCCACCACUUAUCUUUGUGCUGCCUGCAAGGUAAGAAUGACAUUUUACAUUUUUAAAUGGUUGGAGGCGGGGGAUGAAAACUUCCUACAUGAAAUGGAAGUAUCAGUGCCCACGAAAUUUUAUUGGACCACAGCUACGCUCACUCACUCACGUAUCAUCUGUAGCUACUUUUAUACUACCUUGGCAGAACUGAGUAGCUUCAACAGAGACCAUAUAGCCUAAAAAGCCUAAAAUAUUUACUGUCUGACCCUUCAUAGUUUGCUGGCACUGAUCUGAUGGAACUAAUUCCCCAUUGUGGUUAUUUCGCCUAAAGAAGGACCUUUAACCUAUGAGAUAGACUUAUAAGUGGCAAGAACAUAGGUUUCUGUCUCUCGUUUCAUAGCAUAGACUCGUGAUGAUCUAAUUAUUAGACAGGGUCAUUUUUGUCAUCAAUGCCCAAUAUUUCCACAACAGAGUAAAGCAGUCGAUACUGCACUCUCAAAGUUUUAUGGGGACAUGGUAUUUAUAACCAUUUUGAGCUAAUAAGCUAUACCUCACUCUCUGGUUUGUCUCUCAUUCUUUUGGGUAGUAUAUUAUGCUGAAAAAUGAGCUAUUUUACCCAAUUUACUUCUGAAAAGAAUUUUUGUCUUUAUUAAUGUGACUUUUAACAUCACCAUUUUCUGAAGACCUUGGUAUUAAAUGCAUGAGACACAUUUUGCCAUUUAGAAAUUUCUACAUCUGUUCAUUGUUAUAAGACUAUAAUUGAAUUUGGAAUCUCAAUAAUCCUUUCAGAUCAGAUCCUUAAAACAUAUCAUUUGGGAAGACUUGUUUUUGACUAUGAUAUAGACAUCCUGCUUUACUUAUGAAGUCUAGAACUGGUUCAUAUGUUGUAUGCUUUGUAAAGAAUUUUACUUGGUCUAAUUUAUUAUAUUUACUUACUUCUGUUGGAAAACUAUGGCUGGAAAGUUAGACUAAGACAGUUUCUAAGAAGUAUACUACCUAUAAAUCACAAUCAGGAUUUUAUCAGUUAUAUGGCAGAUGACUAAUGGCAUCUCCAUGUCCUGUACUUCUCCUUCCAAUUUUCCUGCUGUAUUUUGCCUCUUCAGUGCUUAGUCAUACUUCUACUGCAGUUAAGAAUAGAAGAAAGGGAAGAUGGUGAAUUUUACAUGAGCUACAAAGUGAGAACAGGCACAGGUCGAAAGAACAAAAACAUGCUUUGGAUCACAGCACCAGUAGAUUUGCCAUCCAUAUUGGCCUGUGGCCGUUUUCACUGGACAUAAUAGAAGUGCAGUGCAAGCGGUGUCAGUAAUGAGUCAUUACCAAUCCUCCUCUCUCAGAAUCUAUACUGUUAUUUUUCUAUGUAAGUGAAUUGUUUAAAAUGCUUCAAAAAUGAAAACUUAAUAUUAAAACGCAUAUGCAUGUAAA
Messenger RNA from Sciurus carolinensis (gray squirrel), 4360 nucleotides. It is a transcript of the gene Raver2, whose product is annotated as ribonucleoprotein, PTB binding 2. Bases 220 to 2238 code for a protein of 672 amino acids. The record is from RefSeq and is a predicted model, not a curated record. Gene Ontology annotation, molecular function: mRNA binding. NCBI's taxonomy places the organism in Eukaryota, Metazoa, Chordata, Mammalia, Rodentia, Sciuridae. The transcript has 12 exons. Gene Ontology annotation, cellular component: cytosol.